This is a messenger RNA of Adineta ricciae, 348 nucleotides long. Lineage: Eukaryota; Metazoa; Rotifera; Eurotatoria; Adinetida; Adinetidae. The record is from the annotation of a GenBank genome assembly.
AUGGAAUCGAACGUGUUCGUUAGUUUCGUGUGUCUUUCUCUAUGGUUGACAGUGCAUGCAGCGAGCGAUCUAUCUGUUCCAGUUACGGCUUUUGAAUAUGAUCUAUUUCGUUGGCCACACACAACACCGGAAUGCGAUCGUUUUUCUCAAGGAUUACAACAUGAAAAUGUCGAUAAUGAUCCACAAAGUUUUCUCAAAACAGACUGCGAACGGUUUCGACGCGCUCUGGCAUGUUAUGACAGCUUUUAUUCAUCACUAGAUUUGAAUACGGAAAAUGGUCGAGAGACAAAAAAAGAUUUGGACGAGCACAAUAUUGAAUAUCUCAAAAAGCAAUGUGCGAACAUUUAA